Molecule: messenger RNA, 426 nt
Organism: Eutrema salsugineum
Lineage: Eukaryota; Viridiplantae; Streptophyta; Magnoliopsida; Brassicales; Brassicaceae
Exons: 2
Coding region: 1-426 (141 amino acids)
Source: RefSeq, a predicted model, not a curated record
AUGUCUAAGGCAAAAGACUUCAAAGAAGCUUUCAAAAAGCUCGAUCAAUUUAACAACGGCGAGAUCUCAGAGAGUGAAUUUAACGUGCGUGGCAUUAUAGGCAACGAUUCUACUCCUAUGACAAUGUCUGCAGUCGAUAAUGUGAUUGGAGAGCUUGGAGCUGAUGGUGAAGACCGAGUAUUCGGAGCUUCCACGUUUUUGGUUAGACAUCGUCAUUUAUCUCAAGCUCUGAUUAACGAGUUGAAAAAGGAGGUUGAUAUGUUUGAUCCAGAAGAUAAUGAAAAUAAAACAGAGAAUCAACUUCAAGUCUCGAAGAAACAUGUCGAGAAUCAACUUCAAGUCUCGAAGAAACAUGUCGAGGAUGGAAUCCCUAAAGACUUGGAAGAUUGGGUUGUGAUAGAGAAUAAUGACUUGGAAUCUUCUUAG